CCGCGUCCCCCAGCCGCGGGCGGUCCGGGAGCUGCUCAUCCUGCAGGGCCGGCCCAAGCAGAGUCCUCCCUCUCCCGGGGAAGAAACAAAGCCGGCCCUUGUGCGGGCUCCAGCGUGGCUGCGGCGCCUUUGAGGGCAGCUGCUCUCCGAGAGGCUAAUGAGACCCAGCGGGGUUCAGGCUGUGGUUCGGGGCAUCGUGGAGGGAACAGGCGCAGGUGGCGCUGGUGCUGAAGCAGCAGCUGUGGACUGGAGAAAAUGCGACGCGGUUGCAAAGAUCCUGGCUUCCUGCCCGCAGCAGUGCCUUUCCCUCGAGGACUACUACAGGCUGGUGUGGCCCCAGAUUCUGGACUUGCUGCACAUCCCGGACAAAGUGACAGCGCGCCAGUUCCAGCGAGUGGCCACCACAACGCUGCUCACCAUGGCGAAAGAGCACCCUCAGCUGGCAGAGAAGCACCUGCUCCAGCCCCUGUUGGCGCCGCUCCUGCGGUGCUCGGAGACGGCAGAGCUAGCAGUGGAAGAUUUAUCAGCAGGGACGGUGCUGGUGACAGAGGCAGAGCUCGGCAGCUGUGUGGAAGAUGUGCUCAAGGUGUAUGUGGUUGGAAAUGACAGCUCGAGCCUGCUGCUGGGAUCCUUACAGUCAGUCCUGGGAGUGGUUUUUUCCCUCUAUUCCUUCGCCAAGCAGAAUGUGUCAUACUUACGCUCCCCGUGCCAGGAGAUCCUGCUGUGGUUCUUGGAGAAGUCGGAGCGAGAGGUGUCGCUGGCCGUGCUGGAAGGCUUUGCAGGGCUGAACAGCAGCGUGCACGCCCUCCACCCGCGGUGCCGGUUCCGCGCAGGCAGCGAGGGUGGUGCCAGCAUCGCGGUGGAGGAGACCAUCAGCGAUGAAGAUGAGGCCCUCUACCAAAAGGUUUCCUCGGAGCAGUGCCGUGUGGAGAGCUUGGUGGAGCUCUUGUCUCACUGCCAGGAGAGUGGUCUAGCUGGAGACUUCUUCAUCUGCUGCCUGAAGGCGCUGACUUGCGUGGCUGCGGAGGACGAGGCGGCUUCAAAUUUGGCUGCAGUGCCUGGAGGGAGUCUCCUGGAGCUGGAACAGUACCACGCCGGGCAGAGGAGGAAGCUGCUGGUCCUGCAGCUCGUGGCCACGCUGUGCGAGAGCGUCUCGGACACCGUGUUCACAGACGUUGCUCAGGUUGGUCAUGGCAAAGCCCUGGGGGAUCGGCGGCUGGAGCGUGUGGCAGACCAAGCUCUGGGCCGCUGGACUCGAAGGAGACAAUGGCUAAGAAACAGCUGGAGGAAGCUAGAGCAUCCCCGGGAAAAGCAGUUUAUUGAUUCAGUUGCAAGUGUCUCAACAAGACACCGUCCCAUGCAGUGCCGGCAGGAAGGACAGAGUCAGCUGCAGAGGCAGGAGGGAGCAGCCCAGCAGACAUCUUCGUAUUUGUGUCCGUGGUUGUGUGUUAAAAGCCAAGAGAGUAGAAUCAUAGAAUCAUUAAGGUUGGAAAAGACCUCUCAGAUCAUCGAGUCUGUGUGUUAAUCAGAUCUCUGACUUGCCAGCUUCUCAUCUUUAUUUUCAGCAAAAUUUGCUCCCAGGUUUAACAAAGCUUAAAGACAUCUGUAUCCGGCAGACCUUUUUAAGCAAGUGCUUGCGACUUCUCCGUGGUGUUGGUGCCUGGUUUUCCUGGCACAUCUCAGCAGCC
This is a messenger RNA of Pygoscelis adeliae (Adelie penguin), 1688 nucleotides long. It is a transcript of the gene TANGO6, whose product is annotated as transport and golgi organization 6 homolog (Drosophila). Gene Ontology annotation, biological process: protein secretion. The coding region runs from base 158 to 1525 and encodes 455 amino acids. The record is from RefSeq and is a predicted model, not a curated record. The transcript is spliced from 9 exons. NCBI's taxonomy places the organism in Eukaryota, Metazoa, Chordata, Aves, Sphenisciformes, Spheniscidae.